Messenger RNA from Melopsittacus undulatus (budgerigar), 1332 nucleotides. RefSeq names its product prodynorphin (gene PDYN). The transcript has 3 exons. Gene Ontology annotation, cellular component: plasma membrane; neuronal cell body; dendrite. Gene Ontology annotation, molecular function: opioid receptor binding. Lineage: Eukaryota; Metazoa; Chordata; Aves; Psittaciformes; Psittaculidae. The record is from RefSeq and is a predicted model, not a curated record. Gene Ontology annotation, biological process: neuropeptide signaling pathway; chemical synaptic transmission; sensory perception. The coding region runs from base 273 to 905 and encodes 210 amino acids.
GCGGGUCAUGGGGGGCUUGUGGUGAUGUCCUCCUCGUCCCCUCGAUGGGCUCACAGCUGGGGUUGUUUCCAUGCCGAUGCCACAUCUGGCCUCGGGUCACACAGGGCUAAGAGGCACAAAGGGGGCCGGGGAGAGGAUGGAGGGAGGUUUCCUUCUCAAGCAGCAGCUUGGGUUUUGCUGUGAUUGUGUCCCAAAAGUCGUUGUCUUUUAGGAAGAGCCUCAUCCUGAAGGUGCUUCCAGAUCGUUUUGAAAGGCAGUGGCUGCAGGGUGCAAUGGUGCGGUGGGCGCUGGCACUGGUGCUCUGCCUCUCCCUGGCUGCGGUGGCAUCAGCCGACUGCGUGACCCAGUGCUCCCUGUGUGCGGCACAGACCCAGGGCACCGAGACCAGCAUCCGGCCCCUGAUGUGCCUGUGGGAAUGCCAGGGCUCCUCACCCCCCGGCCCCGAGUGGGACACGUGCAGGAAGGCGCUGGCGCUCCUGGCCCCGCUGGUGGCUCUGGCUGAGGGGACAGAGCCUUCCCCUCGGGAGGAGGAGGAGGAGGAGGAGGAGGCAGAGCCGGAGCCGGGUCCUGGGGAGCAGCCACUGGUGCCAGCCAAGCGCUAUGGGGGCUUCAUGAAGAAGAUGUCCAAGGGGAAGCUGCUGUCCCUGCAGAGCGCACACAGCAAGGGCAGCCUGAGCAAGAAGGACUACCCGGGGCCGGCAGGGGCUGGGGGCCAGGAGCAGCCCAUGGGGGCCGAGGGGCAGGAGCUGCACAAGCGCUAUGGUGGCUUCAUGCGCCGCAUCCGGCCCAAGCUCAAGUGGGACAAUCAGAAGCGCUAUGGGGGAUUCCUGCGGAGGCAGUUCAAGGUGAACACGCGGGCGGAUGAGGACCCCAGCGCCUACUCAGGGGAGGUCUUGGACCUAUAGAGCCCGGCCCCACGUCCCCAUGCUGCCAGCCCGGACGGUGCCAUCACCCCCGACCCCAUCCCGUUCCAGCUGGCAUCAUCCCUGCCUCAUCCACACAGGGGACCAUGGGUCUCCAUCCCCAGUUAUCCCUCCCUGGUUCACCUGCCCAUCCCUUAGGGUACCCCGGGUACCAAGGGGACGGUGCCACCCCUCUGGCUGCUGAUGGUGCGGCUGUGGGUCCAACCCCAAGGCUCCUGGGGGGCAAAUCAAGGGGGACACACACACAUAUCCUCCACCCUCCCACAGCUGCAGAGCACAGCAGGGUCUGGGAAACACCAUGGCUGAUGUAGAGGGCAAUGGCCUCUGUGCACCAGGAAGGAUGAGCUGGAGCAUUGGACCUGUGCCCCUUCUCCCCCCCACCAGCCAAUAAAAGGCACAUGCCAACAAA